CUGACAGCUACUGACAUCUAACACAUGCAUGCUGAGGGAUCACAACACACUUAUUGAAAAUGGAAGACAAAGCGCAGAUACAAGAAGCAAUUAAAUGCCAAGGUGAAGUCGUUCGGAAGUUAAAGUCAGAGAAGGCGAGCAAAGAGCAGUGCUAGGGUUGCUUACCACUUUUCUCCUAUUCUUCCUGCCCGAUCCUGGAUGACCUCUGCCUGCCUCACCCUUCAUCAUCACCAUCAUCUACCUCACCACCUGGGGAAAUCCAACCCAUUUGAUCUGCGCUGCACAACUCACUACCUUGGCUGAUGACCAUUGUGAUUGACUGGUGUGACCGGGCCUUGACAACACUUCUGGAUGAUGGUGCACCUGUAAUGAACUCCUGAACUUUUGCUCUUGCGGUUUCUGGACUUAUUUUUUUACCCUUAUUUUUUCCAUACCCUGUGCUGGGGAAUGAACAUACUGGGCAUGUUUUGUGUUCGUUCCUGGCCUGGUCUUGUGGGCUUUCGAUCAUGUGUCCGAUCCUUGCACGCUUUCCCUGGGAUCACUGUGACUCAGAUUGAUGAAGAGGUAGCCAAACUGCUGGAGUUGAAGGCUCAGUUAGGAGAUGAUGGCAAACAGCAAUUUGUCCUCAAAACAGCAAAGGGAACAAGAGACUACAACCCUAAGCAGAUGGCCAUCAGGGAGAAAGUCUUCAACACCAUCAUCAGCUGCUUUAAACGCCAUGGAGCAGAGACCAUUGACACACCCGUUUUUGAACUGAAGGAAACAUUAACAGGAAAAUACGGAGAGGAUUCCAAGCUCAUCUAUGACCUGAAAGACCAGGGUGGAGAGCUGCUGUCCCUCAGAUAUGACCUCACUGUGCCUUUUGCCCGCUACCUGGCUAUGAACAAGAUAACCAACAUUAAGCGCUACCACAUUGCUAAGGUCUAUCGCCGUGACAACCCAGCAAUGACCCGUGGAAGAUACAGAGAAUUUUACCAAUGUGAUUUUGACAUAGCAGGGCAGUAUGAUGCCAUGAUCCCAGAUGCUGAGUGUCUGAAGAUUGUACACGAAAUCCUCAGUGAGUUGGGCCUUGGAGACUUCCGUAUUAAGGUCAACGACAGACGGAUCCUGGAUGGGAUGUUUGCCGUGUGUGGUGUUCCAGAUGACAAGUUCCGCACCAUCUGCUCAACAGUAGAUAAACUGGACAAGAUGCCCUGGGAAGAGGUGAAAAAGGAGAUGGUGAAUGAGAAGGGUCUGUCAGAGGAGGCUGCCGACCAAAUUGGGGAGUACGUCAGCAUGCAGGGUGGAAUGGACCUAGCUGAACGCCUCCUUCAAGACCACAAGAUGUCUCAGAGUAAGCAAGCCUGUGCCGGCCUGACAGACAUCAAGAUGCUCUUCAGUUACCUGCAGAUCUUCCAGGUCACAGACAAGGUGGUGUUUGACCUCAGUCUGGCCCGGGGUCUGGACUACUACACAGGAAUCAUCUAUGAGGCAGUGCUGACUCAGGCAGGCGUGGCCGCCGUCUCUAAUGAAGCCCAAAAUGGCGCAAACGCAGAAGAGAGUGUUAGUGUAGGCAGCGUCGCUGGAGGGGGACGAUACGACGGCCUGGUGGGCAUGUUUGACCCAAAGGGUAGGAAAGUCCCAUGUGUGGGUGUCAGCAUUGGCAUUGAGAGGAUUUUUUCCAUCAUGGAGCAGAAGGCUGAGGCCUCAGCUGAGAAGAUUCGUACGACAGAGGUACAGGUCAUGGUGGCGUCUGCUCAGAAGAACCUUCUGGAAGAGAGACUCAGACUCGUCACUGAGCUCUGGAAUGCUGGCAUUAAGGCAGAGGUGAUGUACAAGAAGAACCCCAAACUGCUGAGUCAGCUGCAACACUGUGAGGAAUCAGGGAUCCCCUUGGUGGCCAUACUGGGAGAACAGGAGCUAAAAGAUGAAGUGGUCAAACUCCGUGUGGUGGCUACCAGAGAGGAGGUUGACAUUUCCAGAGCUGAUCUCAUCCAGGAAAUAAUGAAGAGGACUUCUAAGGCGUAGCCAUUCUCUUCUGUCCACUCCAACCACACCUGAUUGAUUCAUUGGCUCUACAGAAACUUGUAAAGAAUCCCCCUUCCAGUGUUUAAAGAGCUUGUAGGACACAAGGGCAGUCCUGAAAACACACCAAUCUUAUUUCCAAAGGAGCCACAGACUGGUUUUAACAGGAGCGUGUGCUGCUAAUGUUGUACUCUUACAUGCUGCAACAGAGCAGGAAGCCAAAUGUGAAACUAACUUGGAGUGUGUUUAAGAUGACUUAGCUUACAUGUAAUGUGCUUUGGGAAAUGUCUGAAAGACUUGCUUUCAGUAUCCACUUUGUUCAGUUGUGUUCUCUGGUGAACAAAUCACAUCAAACCUGCCAAGUCCAACAUGUCAGUGAACACAUAUGUAAACGACCAGAGUUGAGAAACUGUUAGACAUUCACUUUCAGCACAUGAACCAUCAAAUGAUUUCUUGCACUUAUACUUCUAACUUCAUCGCUUAACAGAAAGUGUCUCAUCUUUACCUGUAUCAACCAUGCUGAACUUCCCAGUGUCUGAAAUAAACUUUCAUUUUGCUCUGCUUAA
Molecule: messenger RNA, 2570 nt
Organism: Mugil cephalus (flathead mullet)
Lineage: Eukaryota; Metazoa; Chordata; Actinopteri; Mugiliformes; Mugilidae
Gene: hars
Product: histidyl-tRNA synthetase
Exons: 14
Coding region: 448-2007 (519 amino acids)
Biological process (GO): mitochondrial translation; histidyl-tRNA aminoacylation
Cellular component (GO): mitochondrion; cytoplasm
Molecular function (GO): ATP binding; identical protein binding; histidine-tRNA ligase activity
Source: RefSeq, a predicted model, not a curated record